UACAGUGAACCAUUUAAUUUAGAGGCCUAAGUGUUACUGUGUUGUGUAAAUAUAGUGGUGUGUAAAUGUUAGAGAUGGCUGACGGUCGAGGAUCGCGCACGCCACUGCUUGAGUGCGGCGAGUAUGCGCACGCGCAUAAGUCGCCGACGCCUCGCUGCUGCCUGUGGCUUGCCAGCCACGUCAACGUGAGGAAGUGCGUAGCUGGUGUUAUGCUCCUGUCCGUCCUCACCAUAUUCUUCUAUACGUAUUAUGUGACAAUGCCGCUUACAAGUUUGGUAUGGCGCGACCGGGUGCCGCGGCCGCUGUCGCAGUGCUCGCUGCUCGCGUCGCAGCAGCAGACCGCGCGAGACCAUCGCUCGGACGCGCGACUCCGCAUCGACUCCAAGGUGCUAGUCAUCGCGGAGUCGCUCUACUCGCGGCUCGGGCGGGACAUCGCCGAGCUGCUUGUCGCCAACCGUAUACGGUACAAGGUAGAGGUCGCUGGCAAAAGCUUGCCAGUACUCACCACCUUGGACAAGGGGCGAUACGGUGUGAUCGUCUUCGAAUCCCUGUCGAAAUACGCCAACAUGGACAAGUGGAAUCGAGAACUGCUCGACAAAUACUGUCGAGAAUAUUCAGUAGGGGUCGUUGGCUUCGCAACGCCAGGCGAGGAGAGCCUUGUUGGUGCUCAACUGAAAGGAUUCCCACUCUUCAUGCAUACCAAUCUGCGGCUUAAGGACGCAGCAUUGAACCCUGCUUCACCGGUUUUGCGGCUGGCUCGAGCUGGCGAAACCGCCUGGGGCCCACUACCCGGCGAGCACUGGACUGUCUUCAGGGCCAACUCUUCUACAUAUGAGCCAGUCGCUUGGGCGUUGAGGCAGACUGAUUAUGGAGUCAAUGAGGAAAGGCUGCCGUUAGCGACCGUUGUACAAGACCAUGGUCGUUUGGACGGCGUCCAACGAGUGCUGUUUGGCUCCGGGCUUCAGUUCUGGCUGCAUCGACUGCUGUUUCUGGACGCGUUAAGCUACCUCAGCCACGGCCAGCUGAGCCUGAGCCUCGACCGAUGGAUACUAGUCGAUAUUGAUGACAUCUUUGUUGGCGAACGAGGUACUCGCCUUCACGAAGAAGAUGUAUCAGCCUUGAUGGCGUCACAAGCUGCUCUUCAGCGAUUAGUACCAGGGUUCCGGUUCAAUCUUGGGUUCAGUGCGAAGUACUACCACCACGGAACCUCGUUAGAAAACAGGGGAGACGACGCGCUGUUGAAGAAUCGGGUACACUUUAACUGGUUCUGCCACAUGUGGAACCACCAGCAGCCGCAUCUAUACAGCAACGUGUCCCAGCUCGAAGCUGAAAUGAUGUUGAACAAACAGUUCGCCCUUGAACACGGCAUUCCAACUAACUCGUGCUAUUCGGUAUCGCCGCAUCAUUCCGGCGUAUAUCCUGUACAUGAACCGCUCUAUGAGGCCUGGAGGAAAGUUUGGGAUGUCAAAGUGACCAGCACUGAGGAAUAUCCACAUUUACGGCCAGCGAGGUUACGUCGUGGAUUCCGCCACAGAGGUGUCAUGGUGUUGCCGCGUCAAACGUGCGGGCUUUUCACACACACGUUGCUUUUGGAGCGGUACCCGGGUGGACGACAGCGUCUCGACCGAUCCAUCCAGGGUGGAGAGUUGUUCCAGACCCUUAUAAAUAACCCGAUCAACGUUUUUAUGACGCACAUGUCCAACUACGGCAACGACCGCCUGGCGCUGUACACAUUCGAGUCUGUCGUGAAGUUCCUGAGAUGCUGGACCAAUGUGCGACUCGCGUCCGCGCCUCCGCUCGCACUCGCAGAGAAGUACUUCCAACUACGGCCUGACGAGCUUAACCCUCUUUGGGGCAAUCCAUGCGACGACAUCCGUCACAAAAAAAUCUGGGCGAAGAGCAAAUCGUGCGACACAUUGGACGCGCUGCCAAAGGUCCUCGUGAUAGGACCGCAGAAAACCGGCAGCACAGCACUUUACACCUUCCUGGCGAUGCAUCCCAAUUUGGUGCCGAACCUACCGAGCGCGGCAACAUACGAAGAAUUGCAGUUUUUCAAUAAUAACAACUAUUUGAAAGGAUUGGACUGGUAUCUGAGUUUCUUCCCACCCAAGCACAGCAACAGUUCGCAAUUGACGUUCGAAAAGUCGGCUACGUACUUCGAUGGCGAUUUGGUACCACGGCGUGCGCACGCGCUGCUACCAAAUGCGAAGAUAAUUGCGAUUCUCAUCUCUCCCUCAAAAAGAGCUUACUCGUGGUACCAGCACAUACGUUCGCAUGGCGACCCCAUCGCAAACAAUUACACCUUCCACACUGUCAUCACGGCCAACGACUCGUCGCCGAAACCUCUUCGGGACCUGAGGAACCGCUGCCUCAACCCGGGUAAAUACAGUCACUAUCUAGAGCGAUGGCUGGGCGAAUACAGCGCUCACCAGUUGCACGUGUUAGACGGUUCGCUACUACGCGCCGAACCAGCCACUGCUAUGAACGCACUGCAGAAGUUCCUCAAGAUACCGCAUCUCGAUUACCAGAAGCUUCUCAAAUAUGACCCUAAAAAAGGUUUCUUCUGCCAAGCGGUCAGCAAUGAGAAAACAAAAUGUCUCGGCAAGUCCAAAGGGCGGAUAUACCCGCCAAUGGAGGACCGAUCGGUCAAGUUCUUAAGGCGUUAUUACACGCCACACAACACGGCCCUUUCCAAGUUACUCGUGAGGCUUGGACGGCCCGUACCCCAGUGGCUUAAAGACGAACUCUCGAAUGGAUAGCAGUUCUCACAACCUAAAAGGUUGGAACUGAACAUAAAAGUGCAUGGACUGAUCAGAGUCUGUGUUGUGGCGAUACCCUGACCGGAAGUCAGGCCCGACAGGUCCGAGUUAUGAACUAUGGGCAUAGCAAUACGUAAAAUGUUGUUUUUAAUGUGUUUUCAAUGUGAGAGUAUCAUUGUUGAGAGAUAUCUUUGUCUAUGGAGUCUUGUAAAG
Pararge aegeria (speckled wood butterfly) is the source of this 2972-nucleotide messenger RNA. RefSeq names its product bifunctional heparan sulfate N-deacetylase/N-sulfotransferase (gene sfl). Gene Ontology annotation, cellular component: Golgi apparatus. The record is from RefSeq and is a predicted model, not a curated record. Bases 66 to 2759 code for a protein of 897 amino acids. NCBI's taxonomy places the organism in Eukaryota, Metazoa, Arthropoda, Insecta, Lepidoptera, Nymphalidae. The transcript is spliced from 14 exons. Gene Ontology annotation, molecular function: deacetylase activity; heparan sulfate N-sulfotransferase activity.